UUUAUCAUUUCAUCCCUUCCUUUUGCUUUUCAAUUAUCAUCCAAGAAACCAUGGCAGUUCCUAUAGAUACCGUAUCUGGUCCAUUGGGAAAUUACGGUGGAAAUUUUUGGAGUUUUCGACCGGUUAACAAGAUCAAUCAAAUUGUUAUUCUUUCUGGCGGGUCAGGGAAUAACAACCCUAUUGGUAUAACUUUUUCUUGCAUUAAAGAUGAUGGUUCAAAGGAAACGAUCACAGUAGGUGGAGGUGGAACAGAUACCAGGGUCACCCGUACUGACACGGUUUUUAUUGAUGGCGCGGAUGAAUACUUGACCGAAAUAUGCGGAACGUUUGGACCUUUCAUAGAUAGCACGUACAGUGUCUUACGAUCAAUAAAAUUUACUACCAAUGUAAGAGUGUUCGGGCCAUACGGCCCUGAAGUUGGAAGGCCAUUCAACUUUCAGGCUCCGAAUGGCCAAAAGAUUGUUGGAUUCAUUGGUCGAGCUGGAUUCUAUGUUGAUGCUAUUGGUAUUUAUAGUGCCUAAGUGAUUAUAUCGUCACUCUCAAGCUUAAUGCUCCAUUGGAACACGUCUGUGUUGGUUGUUGAAUAAGUUCCAAAUGGUUUGAAUAAUGUUGUAUUAAGUGUUGCUUGUUAAUUUUAUGUUUGUCAAAUGUCCUUUGAUGUAUGAGAUUUGUUGAUUCGUCAA
Ipomoea triloba (trilobed morning glory) is the source of this 683-nucleotide messenger RNA. RefSeq names its product mannose/glucose-specific lectin-like. NCBI's taxonomy places the organism in Eukaryota, Viridiplantae, Streptophyta, Magnoliopsida, Solanales, Convolvulaceae. The record is from RefSeq and is a predicted model, not a curated record. The transcript has 2 exons. Bases 51 to 521 code for a protein of 156 amino acids. Gene Ontology annotation, molecular function: carbohydrate binding.